GUCUGGCUAGUGUGAUAAAGUGUGAUUGAAGAAUUCACAUCAUUUAUAUAAUCUUUCCCGGUGGGUCACACUCCCGAUUUAUCAAUCGCAAAGUCAAUACGAGAUACCAAUUCGGUGACAUAGCUUGAACUAACAUUCGAACUGCUUGUUCAGUGCACUGCACAGUGAGCCGACCACCGCAACGUUAGAGGUAUGGGGACUGAUAUGGUACUCACAGAGAAAACCGAAACGUAAACCACGCUCAGGAAAACGAACUUAUUAACCGUAUCCAACAACUUGUACUAAAGGAUGUCGUAGUUUUCACCAUGCUUCGACCUAAUUCAUUUGUAAUUCCACCGAGGAAUUCAAAGUCGUGCGGCUGCGACUUUACUGCGAACCCAAAGUUCAUGACGAAGUUCCUCAGGUGAAAUCGACAAGUUGAAAUUAACAACGAUCGACAAUCAUGUCAGCCAGUACCGUCUCGAGCAACGUGGUUGAAACCAGUGGCAAGAAAACUGGAAGUAGCACAAGUUCCAACACGGAUUUGGGAUAUUCAGACACAAUUUCCAUCAGCUCCGGGUCGACCGCCACUACGGUGAACACCCGUGUGUAUAACCUAUGCCAGAAAGGGGAUUGGAGCGUCCUCGAACAAGUUCUACGAACUCUAGAGAAGGGAAGUCCCGAAGCCGCUUGUUCAGAUGAGGACACAGGCAUCACCCCACUGAUGGUAGCGGUCAAGGAGAACAAGCUGGUUAUUGUGGAAAGGCUCAUAGACCUGGGUGUCGGACUCAAUGAUAGAGCAAAGGAUGGGCGCACUGUCAUGCAUUUUGCUGCGUCAUAUGCCAGAGAUGACAUCAUGAAGCUGCUCAUUAAUAAGAAGGCUGAUGCCACUAUACCAGGAGGGCCUAAGGAACAGCUCCCCCUUCACAUGGCCUGUGCAAGAUCUAGUGGGGCACUUGCAAUAGUUCAGAUGCUCCUGAAAGUCUCUGGAAAAGACUGCAGGCUUGUGGAAGACAAAGAUGGCUCAAUUCCUAUAUUUCUAUCUUCUGAAGUGGGUAAUGUGGCCGUUUGCAAAGAAUGCCUCACACAACAGACAGAGCAACAGAUCAAAUACCAGAGAAGGGGUAAUGGAGACAACUUGAUGCAUGUUGCUUGCAGAAGAAAGGACGUGGAUCUGGCAAAACUAUUUGUGGAGUAUGGAGCCAACUUUGAUGUGCAAAAUUAUGAGGGCCAUACCCCCUUACAUAUAUCAGCCUGGGAAGGAGAUGAAGCUAUGAUGAAGUACCUGUAUCAAGCUAAAGCCAAUCCAAACAUAACAGAUCAGAUGGAUCGGAGUCCCUUACACAUAGCUGCAGAGCGUGGGAACACGAGUGUUGUGGAACUGUUGGUGGAUAAAUUCAAGGCUAAUGUCGCCGCUCGAACUAAAGAUGGCAGCACCUUAAUGCAUAUAGCGUCAGAAUGCGGGCAUCCUGAUACUGCACUUACAUUUCUCAAGAAAGGAGUGCCACUGCAUAUGCCAAAUAAAGCAGGGGCUGUUUGUCUCCAUGCUGCUGCCAAGAGAGGCCACACUGCUGUAGUGAGGUCACUCCUCCAGAAAGGUGCACAAGUAGACGCCAGGACCAAGGACAACUACACAGCCCUGCACAUAGCUGUGGAGGCAUGCAGACCACUUGUGGUACAGACACUAUUGGGCUUUGGUGCUCAGGUGGAACUCAAGGGAGGACUGGCCCAGGAGACCCCACUCCACAUAGCAGCCAGAACCAGUGAAGGGGAAAAGUGUGCAGAAAUGCUGAUCAAAAGUGGAGCCAAUGUUAAUUCCAUUCAGGAGAACGGGGAGACUGCAAUGCACAUAGCAGCCAGAUACGGUCUCAUCAAAAUGGUUAUUGCCCUCUUGGAAGAAGGUGGUGACCCCUGUUGGCAAUCAAAGCUUGGAGAAACUCCUCUCCAUGUGUCUGUGAGACACUGUCAUUGGGAUGUGGCAGAUGAACUUCUCAGAUUUGUGGCCACAGAAAAGUCCCAUAUAGAUGCUGUGAUGCUAGUCAAUCAACAAAAUACUGAAGGGGAAACUUGUGUGCAUUAUGCAGCUGAAAUUACCAAGAACAUGUGCCAUAGAGAGUUUGAAGAUGUCGAUGUGAUCAAACUGAUGCUGGAAUACAAUGGAGACACGAACACACAGACUAGAAUGACACAUGAGACCCCACUUCACUACUGCUCCAGGGCAGGAAACGAGGACAUCUUGUUGGAAAUGGUCAGACAUUUAGGUCCCAACAGAGUUCAGUUGGCAGUCAACAAGCAAGCAAAGAAUGGCUGGUCCCCAUUAUUGGUUGCGUGUGAGCAGGGCCACCUGGACAUUGUAAAGAUCUUAAUGCAGAACCAUGCCAGAGUAGAUGUGUUUGAUGAGCAUGGUAAGGCAGCACUCCACCUGGCGGCAGAGAACGGCCAUGAUGAGGUAGCAGAUGUGUUACUGUGGCACAAGGCAUUUGUCAAUGCUAAGUCCAAGCUUGGGGUCACCCCUCUCCACCUGGCGGCACAGAAUGGCUGCAAUAAACUGGUCAAACUGCUGAUAGAGACUCAUGGAGCUACCAUUGAUGCCUUGUCACUGGCAAAGAAAACUCCUUUGCAUAUGGCUGCACAGAAUGGGCAGAUGGAAGUUUGCAGCACUUUCCUGAAGAUGAAAGCUGAUGCAAAUGCUACUGAUGUGCAUGGUCAAACUCCCCUCCAUUUGGCUGCAGAAAAUGACCACUCAGAUGUUGUGAAACUCUUCCUAAAGCACAAGCCUGAGCUCGUCACUAUGGCCAACACGAAUGGCAUGACAUGUGCUCACAUAGCUGCCUCAAAGGGCAGUGUAGGUGUCAUUAAGGAACUUAUGAGAUUCAACAAAAUGGUAGUGACAACAGCCAGAAAUAGGACCAACAACUCGACAGCCCUCCAUCUAGCUGCAGAAGGAGGACAUGUAGAAGUAGUCCAAGUGUUGCUGGAAGCUGGAGCCUCUGCAACUGAUGAAAAUGCCGAGGGUAUGACGGCCAUUCAUCUGUCAGCCAAACAUGGGCAUGUGCACAUCUUAGAUGCACUGAAGGGACAUGUUGAUUUUGCCGUCACAAGUGCUAAGACCGGGUUAACAGCCCUCCAUGUUGCUGCUCAUUAUGGUCAAGCAGACUUUGUGCGUGAGACACUGACCAGUAUUCCAGCCACAGUGACCAGUGAGGCCCCAGACUCUGAAACUGGACUCAAGGAUGUCACUGCUGAGUCUGGCCUCACUCCGCUCCACCUGGCCUCUCAGUCUGGUCAUGAAGGGUUGGUCCGCCUGUUACUCAAUUCUCCAGGUGUGCAAGCAGACGCAGCCACCAAAGUCCAGGGUUCAAUACCACUCCACAUGGCUGCUCAGAAUGGCCAUACUUCAGUGGUCAGUCUGCUUCUCAGUAAGUCCACCUCUCAGAUCCAUGUCAAGGACAAGAGGGGCAGGACUGGACUGCACCUGUCUGCUGCACAUGGACAUUAUGAUAUGGUGGCACUUCUGCUGGGGCAGGGGGCUGAUAUUAAUGUUUAUGAUAAGAAUGGCUGGACCCCUCUCCAUUUUGCUGCAAAGGCAGGCUACUUGAAAGUGGUGAAGUUAUUGAUAGAGAGUGGUGCUGCACCCAAGUAUGAAUCUAAGGAAGGGAAGGUACCCAUCUGCUAUGCUGCAGCCAUGAAUCACACUGAGGUGGUCAGUUAUCUUAUGAAGAGAGACCACAACACACAGCAUUUGAUGGACGAUAAGAAGUUUGUAUUUGACCUGAUGGUAUGUGGCAAGACCAACAAUAACAGAUCCAUCCAGGAGUUUAUCACACUGUCUCCAGCCCCAGUGGACACAGCAGCCAAGAUGUCCAAGAAUUUCGCCCUUCUGGCCAUCAGGGAGAAGGAGCGGUCAAGGGAUCUCCUGCAUGCUGGCGCAUACUGUGAGAAAAUGGCUACGGAAUUAAUGGCUAUUGCCUCCGGAACCAACGGAGCAUCAGCUUUACUCAAAUCUGUUGACUGCCGUGGAACACCUUUCUUGGACAUACUCAUUGAAAAUGAGCAGAAGGAAGUAGUUUCCCACCCAACAAUUCAGAAAUACUUAUCAGACGUUUGGAAAGGGAAUUUGAAAUGGAACACAUGGAAAGUAGUGAUGGUUUUCACAUUGUUCCUGAUCGUACCCCCAGUGUGGGUUUACUUCUCAUUGCCACUUCGGAACCGCUACAACAAAGUUCCGCUCAUUAAGUUCAUGUCAUAUUUAGUCUCGCAUUUCUACUUAAUUAUACUAUUUAUUAUGACAACUGUUGCACCCAUUUAUCCAAUCUUUCAGUCUGGGUCACUCAUACCCCAUUGGUAUGAGUGGCUACUAUUGGCGUGGCUGUCUGGACUUCUGGUCUCAGAGCUGACCAAUCCAGGCGACAGGGCAGGGUUAGGGUGGAUCAAAGUAUUUGUGAUAGCAGUCAGUGCACUGGGAAUCGUGGUCCAUCUUCUAGCAUUUGCAUUUAAUGAAGACGAGCGCUAUGUAUGCUUAUAUGUGAGGAAUCAAUUUUUUGCCCUGGCAUUACUGUUCUGUUUUGUGUUGCUGCUGGAUUUUCUCUCAUUUCAUCACUUAUUUGGACCAUGGGCAAUUAUUAUCAGAGAUUUGAUGAAGGAUUUGAUCAGAUUUUUGGUCAUUUUGUUGGCCUUCAUGCUAGGAUUCACUCUUCAUCUCUCAGCAAUUUAUCAGCCAGUGUAUCCACCACAAGUAUCAAAUUCAUCCAUUGGUCAAGGAAAUGGAGGAGGAGGAGCCAAAAGUCUCACGCCAAUAGAUACUUUUGAACUUCUGUUUUUUUCCCUAUUUGGUCUCAUCGAGCCUGAUACUUUACCCACAAUAGCCCAGAGCCCUGACUGGACUAUUAAUUUAGUGAAAUCUGUAUUUGGAGCUUAUAUGUUAGUGACUCUCAUUGUGUUGAUAAAUCUGUUAAUUGCCAUGAUGUCUGAUACGUACCAGAGAAUUCAGGCACAGUCGGAUGUGGAGUGGAAGUUUGGGCGAGCUAAGUUGAUCAGAAACAUGAAUAGGACAUCAGCUACUCCAUCUCCUCUUAACCUUUUCACCAAGCUCAUCACUUACUGCAAAGUGGCUUACAAACACAAAGGCAAAAUAUGCAGUGCUGAGGCCCAGAGCUACAUCCAUGAAGAGGAGGACCUGAAUGAGGACUAUGAUGCCAGAUCUGUGGACCUGUUACAAAAUAACCAAGUCAUGCUCAGGAAUAUGAUGAGGAGAAAUACUCAAGUGGCUCCUGAAUCCUAUUUACGUGCUCCCCAGCAGAGAGGUCCCCAAUGCAUUGAUGAUGUGAUAGACUGGCAAUUUGUUGUCCACAAGUAUUUGGAGGUCAACAACCUGUUGGAUGAACACUCAGACGAGGAAGAGGACACCAGUAAACACUUUAAGAAGGAUAGCCACUUGAAAGAAAUUAAUGAGAAAGUGACAGAAAAUGGUGGGAUUAAAUGACCAGGAGUUGAACCAUUUGGGUAGGAAGGGUAACAUGUAAGAAAAAUAAGUUAAGGGGUAACUUUUAGCAGCAAAAGUAAUUGAGGACAUUAACAGAUACAGUUGUAAGAAUUAAGUGUGCAGUGACAAAGAGCUGCUGUUUGAACAAAAUGUAUUCACAUGUUCAAAAGAACAUUUCUGGAAAGUCAAGAAUCUGCAGUGUAAUUCUUUUCCAUAAAAUGCUAGUAGCCAAUUUUUCAAUUUUAAUUUAUUUAUAUCACCUUCUUAUAUGUCAAAUUUAGAUUGGAUUGGUUUUUAUGGCAAAUGCAUUACAUUGUAAUGUGGGGCAUUAAUAUAUUAGC
Messenger RNA from Lingula anatina, 5802 nucleotides. RefSeq lists its product as uncharacterized. Gene Ontology annotation, molecular function: calcium channel activity; protein binding. The record is from RefSeq and is a predicted model, not a curated record. Gene Ontology annotation, biological process: calcium ion transmembrane transport. Gene Ontology annotation, cellular component: membrane. NCBI's taxonomy places the organism in Eukaryota, Metazoa, Brachiopoda, Lingulata, Lingulida, Lingulidae.